Molecule: messenger RNA, 1402 nt
Organism: Phragmites australis (common reed)
Lineage: Eukaryota; Viridiplantae; Streptophyta; Magnoliopsida; Poales; Poaceae
Exons: 3
Coding region: 114-824 (236 amino acids)
Source: RefSeq, a predicted model, not a curated record
AAGUAUUUCCGCUCUCAUGGUGGCUAGAAUGUUCUAGUCCACUAAGCAAAGCCAGAUCCCCACUGUUUUCCUCCUCAAACCAGCAACCAUCCAUUUCCCUCCACGCAGCCGCGAUGGCCGCUCCGGCCGGCACCCCCACCCCUCCGCCUGUGCCAUCGGAGUCGACGACCGCCGCCGACCCGAAGCUGCCGCCGCCGCUGCCUCCUCCUCCUUUGGGCGCUGAGUCCGACGCGCCGCCAAAGAAGCGGAAGCUGGAGGAGGUGGGGUUUCACCACUCGCCGUACCACACGAUCAGAGCAACCGUCGCCAACCUCCGCCGCCGCUUCCUUCAGGUUUGCCAAGCAACUGAUUCCCAAAAGAAAGAUGCUGUUCUUGAGAUCUUGAAAGAGAUAAAAGACGUCAUGGAAUUAUCCAAGAAAACUCGGCUUGAUCUGUCCUCUGUUGCUGAGCCUGUGAAACCAUUAGUCAAACCUAUAGCUAGAGCCCCCAAGGAUAAGCCUGCUGGGACAAUCCCAUCUGCAGAGAAGAGUCAAGUUCCUCCGAUAAGCCUGGCUAGCAGCUUUGUGCACAAUAUCAGUGGGGAUGUACCAUUCGAGCCUGAUAACUCAGACACUGCAGCACAAAGGUUAACAGUGGAGACCAAAAAGGAGGCCAGGCCAAGUGAGAUAAUAGAUUUUACAAAGGAUCCGGGCAAGCUCCUGCAAGGGUCUUAUGUUAUCGGUGGAUCUCCCAUUGGCUGGAAUUUUCUUAUGUGGCCUGGAAGUAAAUCAGUCUACUACGGCUUGACCAAAGCAGAGUGGUUGGCUCGUCAAUCUGCAAAAUGAAAUUCCAUACUCCUAUCCCAGCAAUCUAAGCACUACUUCCAUCUUGGAUGUUCAGAGGAUAACGUAGUAUUUGCUAGUAGCUGCUGUGAUAUAAUUGAAUAGUACAUGACACUCCUAGCAAUAUGACUUCUUGAGUCUUGACACCAGAACACAGUUAUUGAGGUAUAUCAGUAUCAAUAGUCUUUUGGAAUGCUUUUCGUUUCACUACAGGGCAAUCAGCAACAGAUAUCCAAAGAUUUCUUUGGUAUUUUAAACUGAAGAACCGAAGUGAUCUUGUUGUAACGUUCAGUUCAGACUUCAGAAAUGGGUACAAAGAGGAAGAAGCACUCUAAGUACAUGGUAGCGCAUUAGAGCUGAUGUAUGUUCUUGGUAGGGCCUGUUUCGUAUAGCUUCUAGAGCAGUUCUCUGAGUAGAAUCAAGGGAGCUAUGUAAAAUAGUAAUUUUCAGUUUUUAGUUCUCAGGAUGGAAUCUGUGAAAGUGAUUAUCUGAAAUGAAUUAGAUGCUGAGAGUUGAAAAAAGUAGCUUUUUUAUUUACUUCUCGCACAUAAUUACUUAAUCUAUACAAUUAUCUUAGAGAA